This is a messenger RNA of Bradysia coprophila, 1143 nucleotides long. Its product is annotated as brachyurin-like. Lineage: Eukaryota; Metazoa; Arthropoda; Insecta; Diptera; Sciaridae. Gene Ontology annotation, biological process: proteolysis. The record is from RefSeq and is a predicted model, not a curated record. Gene Ontology annotation, molecular function: serine-type endopeptidase activity.
GUGAUAGGACAAUGGUAAUCAAUUCAACAAGUACCACUACCUGUCUUGAUGCUAAAUUUAAAAACACUUAACUUAAUCUAUCCUUCAUAACAGCAUUAUCUAAUUUCGUACGUGAUUCUCUAACAUUAAUCCAUAUCCAUAGCACUGAUUACUUCUUUUGUUUAUCAAAGAUGAUAUAUUUUGCUAUUCGAACUACUCCUCAGUUGAAUUUCCUUCGAAAACAUGAAUGGCGUUACGCUAAUAUUUUUCUUAUUUGCACCGGUAUUCGGUAGCAUAGUCGAAGUCGAAGACAUUGAUUGGGAUACAGUGAAACCUAUCCAAUAUUAUCCAAAAUUCUGGGAUGAUAAACCAACAGCAAAUCGUCCAUCAGAACAAUUUUUCGAUCAACAGCGAAAUGGAAUGAAUCGGAUAGUCGGCGGUCAAAUCGCACAACCACAUCAGUUUCCGUACCAAGCUGCUGUCCUUAUGUUUCUACCAUCAAUUGGAGGAACAGCUCUGUGCGGAGGUUCUCUUGUAAGUCAGCAAUCAAUUUUAACUGCCGCCCAUUGUGUCUUUGGAGCUACAUCGGGUACAAUUGUCUUGGGAGCGCAUUUCCUCGCUAAUGCGAACGAGCCGAAUCAACGGCGCAUAACCAUUGCUCCUGAAUCCAUUAUAAUGCAUCCAUCUUUUAAUCCACAAUCAUCACGGGAUGAUAUCGCAUUGGUUCGUUUACCAGCGCCCAUCCAAUUCAUUCCCGGAAUUAUUCAACCCGUUGCCCUGCCGACUGCCGCACAUGGCGGACAAAAUUUUGCUGGAUAUUCAGGGCUUGUUAGUGGAUGGGGAGUAUUUAGCGACAGUCAAGGCGUAGAAUCUGAUGUUUUAAGAUUUGUGUACGACAAUAUUAUGACAAAUGUAGCGUGUUCUCUUUUCUUUCCUGGUCUAAUCCAUAACACAAUGAUUUGUAUGAGUGGAACAAAUGGAAGGGGUGCUUGUUCUGGCGAUAGUGGAGGGCCGAUGACUACUCGGACAGCUGGAGGUCAAACGCUACUCGUUGGAGUUGUCAGUUUCGGAUUCACCCCGAGAUGCGAAUUAUCUGUGCCGUCCAUUUUUACCCGCACUACCAGCUAUAUUAAUUGGCUUCAAGCUAACAUCAUUUGAAACUAA